AGCUCAGAGCGAGUCACAGCCACAAGCCCCCGUGACCGCCCGGGCCCCAGCACAGAGCGAGUCACUGCCACAGGCCCCCGUGACCGCCUGGGCCCCAGCUCAGAGCGAGUCACAGCCUCAGGCCCCUGUGACCGCCUGGGCCCCAGUGCAGAGCGAGUCACAGCCACAAGCCCCGUGACGCCUGGGCCCCAGCGCAGAGCGAGUCACAGCCACAGGCCCCCAUGACGGCCUGGGCCCCAGCUCAGAGCAAGUCACAGCCACAGGCCCCCGUGACGGACUGGGCCCCAGCUCAGAGCGAGUCACAGCCACAGGCCCCCGUGACGGACUGGGCCCCAGCUCAGAGCGAGUCACAGCCACAGGCCCCCGUGACCGCCUGGGCCCCAGCUCAGAGCGAGUCACAGCUAUCCUGGGUUUCACCACCCCAGCCAGAGCAACAGCCCAAACCACCCCCACGCAAACAGCAUACCUGGGCCCCGUCAUCACCGCCCCAAGUGCAGGUAGACACCCAAGUGCAACCCCCCUGGCCGCAGUCCUCCCCAACUGAGGCACAGGUCGAGGCUCAACCUCGCUGGCCUUCCCCACCCCAGCCCCAGUCCCCCGCGACCGCGUGGGCCCCCCAGCCCAACCAUGCUCCGGCGAGCGCCAUGGCCUCAGCCCAAAAUCACGUAGCGGCUCACCAGCCGGCGAAGUCCCAGAAUCCCCCGGAACGCUCUGCGGUUCCACCACCUCCACCGCGACGGAUGAACUCCUAUACGCACGUGUCAAAGGCCCUGUCCGAAUCUCCGGCCGGCCCAGGCCCGGCUUUCGGGAUGCCCGCCCUCAGAGGCAAAGGGGCAGAGCUGUUUGCCAAGAGGCAGUCCCGUAUGGAGAAGUAUGUGGUGGACUCUGCUACCGUGGAGGCUAACAGAGCUAAAGCUCAGUCCCCCACUGCUUCUUUGCCCGGCUCAUGGAAGUAUUCCUCUAACAUCCGAGCUCCUCCACCCCUCUCCUACAAUCCCAUCCAGUCCCCUUCCUAUCCCCCCGGGGCAGUCAAGCCGGCACCUUCAUCCGGCCCUGCCGCAAAGGCUAAGGGCAAGGGCAAGGGGAAGGGAAAACCGGUCAAACCUCUCCAUGCCCUGGAUGUCAUGAAAUAUCAGCCCUACCAGCUGAACUCAUCCCUCUUCACUUAUGGCCCAGCUGUGGAAACAAGUCCAAAGCCAACACCCUCCCCUGUCCCCGCCCCUUCCCCUGCACCUGUUAGCCAAAAUCAACCAAUCAGAUAUGAGAAAGUUGCUGCAGUCCAGCCUUCUGGACCAAUGAGUGCUCAUUAUCCUGUCUCAUCACAGCAACCCCAACACCCUCAGCAUCCUCCUUAUGGGGCAGCUCCUGGUUACCAAGAUGGUCCCUCUUACCAAAUGUCUGCUAAUUCCUACCAACAACCACCUAACCCUGUCUAUCAGCCAGGUCCUAGCCCUCCCUACCAACAAGUCCCAAGCCCUUCUUACCAACAAGUUCCUAGCCCUGCCUACCACCAAGCCUAUAACCCUGCCUAUCAACAAGCCCCUAGCCCUCCCUAUCCAGCAGCUCCUUCAGCACCCUACCAACCAGCUCCUAACCCUCUCCCUCCCAGUUCCUACGUGGUUCCCAAGUUCCCCGUUCCCUCGAAAGCUGAGCCUGCAGCCGCGGGUGUGGUCCUGGCUGCUCCAAAGCCCAAGUUCUCUGCAAAAAAGUCCGCAGCUCAGGUGUGGAAACCAGCAGCCGUGGAGCAGGAAUGAUCGGAGCUGUUCUGCAGUACGCACACACAUAGCAGACCCUUUGCUUGAAAUAACAGCCGUAGGUUGGUUGAGCGGUCAUGUUGGGUUGUCCUCCUCUGACGCCAUUUAACUGGCGUCCUGAGAACAAGACAAAAAUGAUACGGAAUGAUUAAGAAUUUUACAGAAAGCUAGAAGGGUUAAAACCAACGCUUCAUGUUCUUGUUUAGCAAAUUGCAAAGGUAGUUUAAUUUCAGUUGUUGUUGCUGUGAAUCAUAAUAUCAAUUCAAGACUAGCUGAAGAGCAUUUCUUAAUAUCUGAAUAAUGUAUAGGUUUUGCAGGUCAGCUUCAUGUAGUUAUGUUGUCUGGAAAAGACUAAGUUUAUCUUUGUUUUUCAAGCAAAAAUGUUGCUUUCCAUAUUAACAUUCACUUUCUCUUUCUUUGGAAGAUAUUUUUUCUUUCUUCAGUAUCAUUAUUUAGGUUACUAUAAAAGGGAGCUGGUAAUUCACAAUAUUUUACAUUUAGUGGACAAAGCCAAAACAGUUUUCCAUUAAUUUUUAUAUCAAAUAGUAAACUCUCAGCAUGACCUUAUUAUUUGGUGUUAUAAUUGGGAAAGACAAAAAGCUGUUUUUGAUAUGCAACUCUACAUAAACAUAUGUUUAAUAUAUUGAUGGCACACAUGCUCUUAAAUGCUAGCAUUUAGACAAAGAGAGAGGGAAAAAGACAGAGCAAAGCAAUAGAAUGAAUGUUUAAGAAAGAUAUUUUGGUUUAAAAAGGAAAUACGAAGUUGACUGAAAGUGGUAAAAGUAAAAUAUUCUGCAAAAAUGCAGAUUCAAUCUAAACACAGGGGACACAUUUAUUUAAAUGUUUUACCAUAUUCAAAAGGGUUUGUGCACACACAAACCACUAUGUUGACUGAAUCAGCUGAACCACUGGUUUUACUGAAGCUAGCACCUUUUGUGCAUGCUAAAACUUAGUAGUAAAUCUGGCCUGUGGACAGUGGUUGAUGAAACCAACUGAACAUGUAUUUUUAAAAAAAGAAUCAUUAAACUUUCUUGGUUUGAAAUUGAAUCUUGCCCACUGAAUCCAUACUGAGUGACUGGAUUGGAACAUCAGUAUUAUAUGUGCACACACAAAGCUAUCAAGAACAUUUUUGCAUACACUUAUUUUGUUCCAUUAAUGGAACUGCGCUUAACACUUUCAAAAGUUCACACAUGUUUUGUUGAGAGAAUACAGUUAAAUAUAUCAUCAUUUCAGGAAUAAAAUAUCCGGUUGAAGUAUGAAAAGUAUGGAUUCAAUGGCAAAUUGUGUGCAGAAGAAAACAGAGUCAUAUGUAAAUAGUGAGUCAAAGAAAAACACAGUACAACAGAAAAUGAGAUGAUGUUUAAUUAAUGCUACUGUAUACGAAACAAAUUUAAUGAUCUGCGAAUCUAGAUCACCUUCUAUGUGAGGAGUGCAUUCUCCAGUGUUAGGUUAGAAAUUGUGUCUGUAUGUAAGCACCACAAACACAUAUUAUUCUGACUUUUGAAGGUGGAGAGAAUGUAUGAAAGAAGUUGAAAUCUUAGCAAUGUUAUUUUGCUAAACUUGCAAUUUCAUAAGACUGAAGAGGAACAGUGUUUUAUAAGUGUAAUUCAUGUUAGGGUUACAAGUGGAGGGACAUACUGAAAUUAACAUGCUCCUCUCAAUGGAUGUAGAUCUUGUAAACUUCUCUUCAGUAUUGUCCAAAGACCCAACUUGAGCAGUGUGGAUAUUGCUUUCAACAUAUGUUUUUUUUUUUUUUUGCCGGCUGAAAUGUUGUUUGAGACCCCAAAAUUUGCUGCACCACGUGAUUGGCUACUCCUCUGUUUGGAGGUGGUCAUCCCAGGAUGAGAAGGGGGGUUUAUGUUUGUUCUGAUAUGUAUCAGAGCAGGUAUCACUGUACUUUUUUGUUUGUUUUGUAUAAGCCUUGCCUGUGCUUUCCUUCUUUUACUGUUUAGUUUUCCCACUGAUGUGUCAUUUUCACAAAUUUCAACCUGCUUCGUUCAAAAGACAACAGAAUUAUCCAGCACAGAAAGGCUUUGCUGAAUCUAAAUUUGCCCUUUCAAUGAGAGCAAAAAAAUGUCUCAUAAAAUGUAGAUAUACUGUAGCUUGGUAUAGAAAUGAAAUGGUUCUGUGAAGCCUUGGAGCCAUUUUGUUAAAUCUGUUGUCUUGUUCCUCUUGUUAUUCUUUUUCCUUUAUGUUUUCUCCCUGUGGUGAACUUUCUGUGUGCUUCACCUCUAUAUCAUUAAAAAGUGGCUCUUA
Molecule: messenger RNA, 4010 nt
Organism: Anguilla rostrata (American eel)
Lineage: Eukaryota; Metazoa; Chordata; Actinopteri; Anguilliformes; Anguillidae
Exons: 2
Coding region: 222-1754 (510 amino acids)
Biological process (GO): positive regulation of actin filament bundle assembly
Cellular component (GO): Z disc; actin cytoskeleton; nucleus
Molecular function (GO): actin binding
Source: RefSeq, a predicted model, not a curated record